AUGUAAAAACUGGUAUAUUAAGCUCUCUUUUUUUACAAUAAAGUUGAUGAUAAAGGUGCAUCAGGUUUAGGUUCUGCUUUAGCAAAAUGCAUUAAUCUCUCAAAUUUGACACUUGACCUUCAUUACAAUAAAAUUGGCGAUGAAGGCGCAUCAGGCUUAGGUUCUGGUUUAGCAAACUGCAUUAAUCUCUCAAAUUUGAAACUUGAUCUUAGUUUGAAUAAAAUUGGUCGUGUAGGCGCAUCAGGCUUAGGUUCUGGUUUAGCAAAGUGCAUUAAUCUCUCAAAUUUGACACUUAAUCUUGAUAAAAAUUAAAUUGGUGAUGAAGGCGCAUCAGGCUUAGGUUCUGGCUUAGCAAAGUGCAUUAAUCUCUCAAAUUUGACACUUGAACUUUAUGAAAAUUAUAUUGGUGCAAUUGGUGCAUCAGGCUUAGGUUCUGCUUUAGCAAAUUGCAUUAAUCUCUCAAAUUUGACACUUAAUCUUGAUCUCAAUUAAAUUGGUGAUGAAGGCGCAUCAGGCUUAGGUUCUGGUUUAGCAAAGUGCAUUAAUCUCUCAAAUUUGUAACUAAGUCUUUAUGAAAAUUAAAUUGGUAAUGAAGGCGCAUCAGGCUUAGGUUAUGCUUUAGCAAAGUGCAUUAAUCUCUUAAAUUUGAGUAUUGAUAUUUGGUAAAAAUAGUUUAUUUGUAUUGGAUUGUGA
Molecule: messenger RNA, 693 nt
Organism: Tetrahymena thermophila SB210
Lineage: Eukaryota; Ciliophora; Oligohymenophorea; Hymenostomatida; Tetrahymenidae
Exons: 8
Biological process (GO): positive regulation of transcription by RNA polymerase II; positive regulation of MHC class I biosynthetic process; inflammatory response
Molecular function (GO): protein binding
Source: RefSeq, a predicted model, not a curated record